Messenger RNA from Funneliformis caledonium, 717 nucleotides. Lineage: Eukaryota; Fungi; Glomeromycota; Glomeromycetes; Glomerales; Glomeraceae. The record is from the annotation of a GenBank genome assembly.
AUGUCAAAAUUUGAAAUCUUAAUUGCUGGUACGGGAAAAACAGAAUCGGUUAAGGUCCUUGGUGUACAACUUGGAAGAUUUGACCUUUUCGUUUCUGAUAAAAUCAAAGAGUUCACUACUCUUUCAGGCUUUUCUAAACUUACUAAACAUAUCGAAGCUAUGCGUUCAUUGAUUACUAUUUCUGGUCAUAGUGGUCGUAUUGAUAAUGAAUUUGAUAAGCGUCUAUUAGAAUGUUUUGUUAACAGCUUAUUCACGUCAGCUGCCUAUGAACUUGAAUAUACACUUGUCGAUGUUGAAGGCUCUGACAACUUGGUUACACCAGAAGGUAGUAAAAUAGAUCAUUUUAUGAACUGGGUUAAUAAACUUCCUGAAAGACAGCCACCUGUUUGGUUAGGAUUGUCAAGUAACGCUGAAAAAGUAUUGUUCACAAGCAAAGGUUAUGCAAUGCUUUCUAAACUUCGUAAUAUGAAAAGUUUGUCUGAUGAUGAUAAAGUCGCAUAUACACAAGAAACAAGUUCUAGUAUCUGCCUGGAUGCGUGUUCUUUACAGUUGCAUUCUUCUCAAGAAAAUAUGUCAAGACUCAAGGAAGUUUGCGAUGGUGAACUUAAACAAAUUAAUCAUUUGCGUAUAUUAUUGAAUUGCUUAACGAAAGCAGAAUUUAAGAGUCAUUUACAACAACUUGAAAGCAUUACUAGCGAGUCUCAUUAUGGAGAUUAA